GGACGCUUGUGCUUGUAAGAAGUUGUGGGAUAGCUGAGAGUGUUCCCCGACAUGGCUUCACUGCGCAAUGCAGAUAUUCACCUGAGAACUUACAUCAAGCAGCACUCUCUGCCUGAAAUCUAUGAGGCUCUUUUGUGUGGUCUCUCAGUCAUGUGCCCUGAAAAUCCACUCCAGUUUUUGGAACAGAAGAUCAAAGAAAUGCUGGAUAAGGGACAUGAUGCUCUUUUAUGGGAUGCAUUUAUAGAAGAAGCAAAAAAACCAAAAGUUAAGGCAAUGGCGGGAAGCUACCUAGAGUAUCUUUUUGGAAGAGAUGAAGAUCAACUGGUGUCUCCAGAAUUACUCAAGAAAGCCUACUCAUUUUAUAUCAACAAUUUGCAGAAGCUGUAUUUUGGUGCAUGGAUAGAAUACUGCUCCAUGAGAAAAGCAAGAAAGCAGGAGCUGAAUCUCAAGCUGCAGGUUGCAGAAAAUCAUCACACACACACAUUGUUACAAUCCAUAGUAAGGUUGUGGGAUAACUGGGCAAAAUAUCGCAAACAACAACAGUCGGUGGCAGCCAAUAAAAUACAGAAAGUAUUUAAUGAUGCAUUUGUGAAGAAAAUGUUGAAAGCAUGGCAUGCAGAAACCCAGGACUCCAAAAAGAAAAGGGAAUAUUUUGAACGCUUGGAAAGAGGAGACAUGGACGAUUAUGGAAAUUUUAACUCUUCUCCACUUAAGGAAGGUGAAGAUGAUGUCUCACAGUUGCCACUAAAGGCAGUUCUCAAGAUCUUUAGUUUUGUGGAUUUGAUAGACCUGGCAAGAAGUGCUCAAGUAUGCCGAUCCUGGAAGAUUAUAUCACAGAAUAGUUCACUUUGGAGCAGUAUUGACUUUUCUUCAGUAAGGCAUCACAUUCAAGAUAAAUUUGUGGUUAAUACUCUGCGCAAGUGCCGCCUUUAUGUCAUAAGACUGAACUUCCGCAGCUGUUCAUCACUUCACUGGCCUACAUUUAAAGGAAUAAGUGAAUGUAAAAAUCUUCAAGAUUUGAAUCUUUCAGAGUGUCUAAAUUUAAAUGAUGAAUCAACGAGAAUUAUUUGUGAAGGAUGCCCUGCUUUGCUGUAUCUUAACAUAUCUCACACUGAUGUAACCAAUGCUACCCUACGAAUCGUGUCAAGAUGUCUUCUAAACCUGCAGUUUUUAAGCUUGGCUUACUGCCGAAAAUUUACAGACAAAGGAUUACAGUACCUGGGUUCAGGAAAAGGAUGCCACAAGCUCAUCUACUUAGAUCUGUCCGGUUGCACUCAGAUCUCAGUGGAUGGUUUUACAUUUUUGGCAGCGGGUUGCAAUUCUCUUCAGCAUCUGAAGAUCAAUGAUAUGUUUACUCUGACAGAUAAGUGCAUCAUAGCCCUUCUUGAAAAAUGCCCGAAUAUUCUAUCUAUAUCUCUUCUGGGCUCACCCCAUCUUUCUGAUGUUGCCUUUAAAGUACUUGCACAAGGACGUAAACUUGCAAAGAUCAGAAUAGAAGGGAAUAACAGAAUCACUGAUUCAAGCAUCAAAUCAAUAAGCAAAUGCUGCCCUAACCUGAAUCAUAUAUAUGUUGCUGAUUGCCAGAAAAUUACAGAUAUCAGCCUUAGAGCAAUCUCAGUGUUAAAGAAUAUUACCAUACUGAAUGUAGCAGAUUGCAUAAGGAUUAAUGAUCCGGGAGUCAGACAAGUCCUUGAAGGCCCUUCCGGAACCAAGAUACAGGAAUUAAACCUCACUAACUGUAUCAGAGUCAGCGACCUCUCCCUUCUGAGAAUAGCUCAAAAGUGUCAUAAUUUAACCUACCUAAGUCUCCGUUACUGUGAAAAUUUUACAGAUUCUGGCAUUGAGCUACUAGGAAACAUGACAUCACUUAUUUCCAUUGAUCUGUGUGGGACCAAUAUUACAGACCAGGGAUUGGCAGCACUUGGGGCCCACAGCAAGAUAAAAGAACUAAGUGUCUCUGAAUGCUUUGGGAUUUCUGACAUAGGAAUUCAGAAAUUCUGCCAGCAAUCACGUGAUCUGGAGCAGCUGGAUAUAUCCCACUGUUUGCAAGUGACAAAUAACACAGUAAAGACGGUGGCAUUUUGCUGUAAGCUGCUCACGUCAGUCAAUAUUGCUGGAUGUCCAAAGGUGACAGAUUUAAGCAUUCAGUAUCUCUCUGGGGUGUGCUCUUAUCUCCAUGUCUUGGAUAUCUCUGGAUGUGUCAAUCUCAGUGACAGAACAUUAAAGUGCCUACGGAAGGGAUGUAGACAACUUCGAGUCUUGCGAAUGUUAUACUGCAAAAGUAUUACCAAGGCAGCUGCAGUGAAGAUGGAAUCAAAGCUUCAAUUGGUGCAGUAUAAUAAUGAAGACCCUCCCCUGUGGUUUGGAUAUGAUCGCCAUGGGAAUCUGCUGCAUGGGGCCUCGCAAUUGGAAGAAACAGAAGUGGCUGAGGAAAAUACACACACAUUUGUUCCCAAUGGAAGUGCUGAGAGUUUGUAAAGCAAAUGCAUACACUAACUGCAAGCUUAUUUGGAAGAAUCACUUUUCUUUUCCAAGCUAAAAACUUAGGAAGAUCUUAAGCCUGAGUAGUUUUUGCCAGAGCUAUUUCUGUCUGGUCUAAAGAUGCUUUUAUUUGUUGCAUUUACGAGGCCACAGAUUUACACUGUGUAAAGCUGUACCUACCUCCCAGUUUCCUUGCAAUUUGCUAAUUAAAGAAAAAGUGAUCAGAUUGAGCCUAUAAAAAUUCAAGACAAUGUAAUAUUUUUAUAGGAAACUACUGAAUUAAUUUAAUAUAAGCUUCAAGGCAACAAGGAACUCUCUAAAUAUAAUCAACUAAAAAUUCUGCACAGGUUUAAAAUAAAUCAUAUUACUCCACCAUCUGCUCUCAGCAAGUGGUCUCUCUAUAUGCAGGAGCCACAGUAAGCUUUUGAUUGACAGAUAACUAAAAGACAGUUGUAAUACAUUAUCUAAGCCAACACCAAUAAUUUACAGAUAUGGGAUCCCUUAUCUAGAAGCUCUGAAUUACUGGAAGGCCAUCUCUCACACCCCAUUAUUA
Molecule: messenger RNA, 3034 nt
Organism: Xenopus laevis (African clawed frog)
Lineage: Eukaryota; Metazoa; Chordata; Amphibia; Anura; Pipidae
Gene: fbxl13.L
Product: F-box and leucine-rich repeat protein 13 L homeolog
Exons: 21
Coding region: 52-2478 (808 amino acids)
Biological process (GO): SCF-dependent proteasomal ubiquitin-dependent protein catabolic process
Cellular component (GO): centrosome; SCF ubiquitin ligase complex
Source: RefSeq, a predicted model, not a curated record